Molecule: messenger RNA, 3280 nt
Organism: Perca flavescens (yellow perch)
Lineage: Eukaryota; Metazoa; Chordata; Actinopteri; Perciformes; Percidae
Gene: foxred2
Product: FAD-dependent oxidoreductase domain containing 2
Exons: 10
Coding region: 133-2187 (684 amino acids)
Biological process (GO): ERAD pathway
Cellular component (GO): endoplasmic reticulum lumen
Molecular function (GO): monooxygenase activity; flavin adenine dinucleotide binding
Source: RefSeq, a predicted model, not a curated record
GGGUUCUAGCCUACUGGUGAAUUGCGCUUUAAGAUGCAAAAGUGUAAUCAUGUAGCAGCCUCGACAGGUUUGAUAGCCUACAUGCUAAACUACAGAUGCUGCGCUCGAGGGAACGACUAAUAUAAAAAGGUUAUGGAUUCAAACCUUCCUUGUUUUAUCCUCUUCAUCUUGGUUGGCUGUGUCAAAUGCUCUUCUGAAUACCACCCACACAACGGCACCCGCCACUAUGAUUACUGCGUGCUCGGAGCCGGGCCUGCAGGACUGCAGAUGGGAUAUUUCCUCUCCAAGGCUAAAAGAGACUACAUCAUCUUGGAGAGGAACUCAGGACCGGGCAGCUUCUUUAACAAGUAUCCCAGGCACAGGAAGCUCAUUAGUAUUAACAAGAUCCACACAGGAAGGCAGAACCGAGAAUUCAACUUGCGCCAUGAUUGGAACUCGCUGCUGAGCGACAAACCUGACCUGCUGCUCAAGAGAGUGAGCAGUGAGUUUUACCCGCCAGCUGAUGCCUUCCCGCUCUAUCUGUCCACGUUUGUGAAGGAGCUCGGGCUGAAGGUCCGGUAUGGUGUGGACAUCGGAAGGAUCAGGGCAGUGCAGUCAGCCACUGGCAGAAGAUACAUCCUGACUGAUCAACAUGUGUCGGACUACACAUGCAGCGUCCUUCUGGUAGCCACAGGUUUGUGGGUUCCUCACAAGGUAGAGUUUGUCGGUUCUGACCUGGUUGAAGGCUAUGAGUCCAUCUCCACUAAUCCUGAGGACUACAAGGACCAGUCCGUACUGAUUCUGGGCAAGGGCAACUCAGCUUUUGAAACAGCCCAGAGCAUCUUGGGAAGAGCAAGUCAUGUGCACAUGAUCAGUUCCAGCCCUGUUCGACUCGCUUGGCAAACACAUUAUGUUGGAGAUCUCAGAGCUGUGAAUAAUGAGCUCAUAGACACAUAUCAGCUGAAGUCCCUUGAUGGGUUGUUGGAGGCACACCUGGAUAAAAUAGUUAUCGCUCAACGAAAGGAGCAAGGCAGGACGAGGUUAGGUGAAAAGAAGAAAGAGAAGAAGGGACAGUUGUACGUGACUUUAAAGAAGUUCUUACAACAUCAGAAACCGAAGAACAGCUCUGAUGUGACAGGAGAAGAACUGCCAGGAUAUUACAUCGACAACUUCUCUUUGCGGAAGCCCUACGACCGGGUGAUUCGAUGCCUUGGAUUCCGAUUCAACUUCAGCGUAUUUGACAGCUCUGCCUGCCCACCGAAAAGUGACAAUGCCAAAGGGCGGUUACCGAAGGUGACAGCCUGGUAUGAAGGGAAGAACACUCCUGGCUUGUUUGUGCUGGGAACUGCUGCUCACUCCAGAGACUACCGCUCGUCUGCUGGCGGCUUUGUCCAUGGGUUCCGGUACACAGUGCGUGCUGUACAUCGUGUACUUGAACAACGUUACCAUAGUAACCCGUGGCCAUCGACAAAACUGUUGACAACGCAGCUGCAGUCCUGGAUUCUGAAGCGGGUCGGCGAGGCUUCUGGGCCAUACCAAAUGUUUGAGGUGCUUGGGGACGUUAUACUUCUCCGAGGCUCUCACUGUGAAUAUGUGGAAGAGUUUACACUCCAGGCUUUGCCUCAGUUCUCCAAUCUCUCGGGCCACGAGGUCUCAGACCAUGGACUGAUCGUUCUAGUCAUGCAGUACGGGAAGAAGAAGAUAGAUUAUCUGGGGCCGGAAAGGACUGAAGGAGACUGGACCAAAGCAUGGAAAUCCAACUUUCUGCACCCUGUUUUAUACUACUAUGACACACUUCCUACUGAGGAAGAAAUGAAGCUCCGUCCCUCUGGCUGGGCUUUACCGAGGCCCAAGGCAAUUCAUCACAUGGUCGAGGACUUCCUCGCUGAAUGGGAUAGUCCCAUAUCUCACAUCCAGCCUUUGCGGCGCUUCUUGGAGCACUGUGUCCAGACUGACCUCAGGGCCUUCUAUGCGGAAUCAUGUUUCCGCUCAGCCCUUACCCACCGAAAGCCGCCGCUGUUUUGUCAGCAAGGAUACUUGAAGCGUCGGGGUGUCGCUCACAGCAAACAGCCGUGGCAGCACAUUCAUGACGCUGGAGUGAUGCCUACUGAGCAAGAUGCAGGCACAUCCGUGGCUGACCCCGCAUUCCCCAACUGCCUGGCACAAGCUGGAGCCUCCAAGUCCUCAGGACUGAAACUUGACUCCUGAUUGUUCUUCUCAAGCGUUUUAAAGCCAUGCCUAUGAUGCUGUUUAGGUUCCUCAAACUUGCUACCUCCUGCACCCAUAAUUCCCUCCUCAAAACCAAAUAUUUUGACAGAAUACUAUAACCUAAAAGUAAGACAAUUUCUUCUUACAAACCCUCGUCACCAGAUGUGAAUGUCUAAUGGUACGUGUCCACAGUGGCGUUUUUUGACUGUAGGGAUCGCCCCCGCUUUCCAGGAUGGGCUCUUGAUGGGCUUGCGACGGGCUGUUAUCAAUUUCUCUUCAAUGACGAGCAAAGAAAACAACCAACGACAACCACAAUGGCUGAACCUGAUUGGAUGAUUGCUUUACUCGUGGGCUGUCUGUUCCCGAAAUCCUCAAAACAGACCAACAUGGCGGCUCGUUUGGAAACUUUGCUUAUUUUGCGAAAAUAGUUCAUCAAAAUGUGUUUCUGAAAACAUUUUAUGCGAGAAAGCUGCAGUUGAUGAAUAAGUCUUCAUUUUAGACGGUGACUUUAAAAAUAAUUCUGAGUUUUUGAGAGGCGAGAGUCAAGCUGGAUGCCCCUGAUUGGCAUAAAGUUGCCUGGACCUUAACUUUAUGCUAAUGAGCAUGAAACACUACCAGAAUUCAUUGCACGGCUGCUUACACAGACAAUGAAUGGCACAACCAAAGAGUUAUUUUCCUUUCUUUAUUUUGAUAAUGUUUAAAUGUCCAAAGAAGUAAAAUUAUCCAGUAAUUCACAAGAAAUAAUCAAAGAUUAUUGGAAAGUCUAAAAAAAAGAAAAAAAGAAGCAUAACUUUGUCUAUUUCCUCCUUUUUAGUAAUUAUAUCGCAGCCCCUCUAGCUUCAUCAUCAUCCUGCAACCUCCUGGGGACCCACUGUUUAUCAUUGGAGAGGCACUUUGUCCUUUGAAUGUUCCUUGAAUGUCAUUCCUCACAAAAUAUGUCUAUACAUUAUAAUAUGUCAUUUUUAUAUCAUGGAAAUCUAGAAUAUAUGAAGCUGUAUAGGUGGUGGGUGGGUGUGUCAAAAAUGAUUAUGCAUUUUACACGAUGUUACGUGAUGAAACAUACAUUAAAGAGGAAAUUCAGCCUGUUUUUUAA